Messenger RNA from Cucurbita pepo subsp. pepo (vegetable marrow), 1325 nucleotides. RefSeq names its product grpE protein homolog 2, mitochondrial. Gene Ontology annotation, molecular function: protein-folding chaperone binding; protein homodimerization activity; adenyl-nucleotide exchange factor activity. NCBI's taxonomy places the organism in Eukaryota, Viridiplantae, Streptophyta, Magnoliopsida, Cucurbitales, Cucurbitaceae. Gene Ontology annotation, cellular component: PAM complex, Tim23 associated import motor. The record is from RefSeq and is a predicted model, not a curated record. Gene Ontology annotation, biological process: protein import into mitochondrial matrix; protein folding.
UCCAAAUUCUCUCUCCAAUGCUUCUCUUCAUCCUUCCUCGUUUCAUAGCUUUCAAUCUGUUCUUCCUUUUUCCAGUUUUCUUCACCUUCAUUGUUAGCUAUGUUCGUCUCCAAGCUUUUCUCUCGCGCCGCCUCCCGUACCAUUUUCCAGGGCUCGCUGCUCUCGUCGGCCUCGCAAUCCCGUCAAACCAUACGCUUUCCACUUCUCCUCACGAAUCGCUUACACUAUCUUGCAAACGAAUCAUCCAACAAGGAAUCAGCAUUACAUCAUUCAUUUUUCCUUAAAAAAUUUGGAUUAUCAACAUCUGCAUCCCAUGAGACUUCUAGUAAGGAAAAUGGCAAUACGGUACCAAGUAGUGGCGGCUCUGCAACUGCUGCAGAGCCGACGGCUGAAACUAAUGGUCAAACCAGAGAAUCAGAUUCCGAGAGCGAUGACGAUCUUUCCAUGGGUGAUCUGGUGAAAGUUGUAGCUGAGAAGGAAGAGCUUUUGAAGUUAAAGCACAAAGAGAUUGAAGAAAUGCAAGAUAAAGUUAUUCGCACUUAUGCCGAGAUGGAGAAUGUAAUGGCCAGGACGAGGCGUGAAGCUGAGAAUUCAAAGAAGUUUGCUAUACAGAAUUUUGCGAAGAGUUUACUGGACGUUGCAGACAAUCUAGGACGAGCUUCAUCUGUAGUUAAGGAAAGUUUUUCAAAGAUUGAUUCAAGUAAUGGCUCUUCUGAGGCAGUACGCUUAUUGAAAACCCUUCUUGAAGGCGUUGAAAUGACUGAGAAACAGCUGUCUGAGGCGUUAAAAAAGUUUGGAGUUGAAAUUUUUGAUCCUACAAAUGAGCCAUUUGAUCCACAUAAGCACAACGCAGUUUUUCAAGUUCCAGAUAGCUCUAAGCCUCCUGGUACCGUUGCAGCUGUAUUGAAGAAAGGAUACAUGCUUUACGACCGAGUACUUCGACCCGCCGAAGUUGGUGUUACUAAAGCCAUGGAUAAUGAAUGAGGACGGUGCAGCCGAUAACGCAACCGAGAAGGUAACUCGAGGAGGUUGAAUGAAGGGGUGGAAAGAAUGGAUAGUUUCCUCUGAAAAAAAGUGAUGCUAUACGGAGUGUUGUUUGGUAGAGAAGAUAUAUCUAAUCUGUAGAUGCACAGGGAAAGAAAAACAAUUCAUUGCUUUUGGAUAAACAUUUGAUUUUGUUAUGUAUUUAGAGGGAUUUUCAUGUGUUGUAAAACAUUUUGGUGAGGCAUUUUUUUGUUGUUGAAAGGAGGAACCAGAAAUAGAAUGAUGCUAUAUUUUAACAGCCGGGGCAAUGAAUAUAAAGAUAAGGCAUGCUUUCAAAUUAA